Messenger RNA from Belonocnema kinseyi, 782 nucleotides. RefSeq names its product histone H2A-like. NCBI's taxonomy places the organism in Eukaryota, Metazoa, Arthropoda, Insecta, Hymenoptera, Cynipidae. Gene Ontology annotation, molecular function: protein heterodimerization activity; structural constituent of chromatin; DNA binding. The record is from RefSeq and is a predicted model, not a curated record. Gene Ontology annotation, cellular component: nucleosome. The coding region runs from base 118 to 528 and encodes 136 amino acids. The transcript is spliced from 3 exons.
UCGAAGCGACGAGAGCGCCGAAAACACCGAUUCGCCGCGAACGACUUCAUUCGGCUCUCGUCAUCCGCAGAUAUCAGUUUAUUGUCAUUUAUUUUUCGCUCUACAUAAUAUCUCAAGAUGUCCGGACGAGGCAAAGGAGGCAAAGCAAAAACAAAGUCGAAGACGAGGAGCUCCCGGGCCGGCCUUCAGUUCCCUGUUGGUCGAAUUCAUCGACUUCUGAGAAAAGGAAACUAUGCUGAAAGAGUUGGAGCUGGUGCCCCAGUUUAUUUGGCCGCAGUAAUGGAAUAUUUAGCCGCCGAAGUUCUCGAAUUGGCGGGCAACGCCGCAAGAGACAACAAGAAAACGAGAAUCAUCCCGAGACAUCUUCAACUGGCAAUCCGGAAUGACGAAGAAUUAAACAAACUUCUCUCUGGAGUUACCAUCGCCCAGGGAGGAGUCCUACCAAACAUCCAGGCAGUCUUAUUGCCGAAGAAGACUGGCUCUGGAGGAGGCGCAUCCAAAGGAGACAAGUCAUCUCAGGAAUACUGAGUUGUCAACACCUAAUUAUAAAUAAUUAUCUUUAAUUAAUUUAAUAAUAUUGCGUACAUACUUACUUUAAACAAUUAAUGUUUGUUGGUGCCUUCUUGUUGCUCCAUCACUGAUGGAUUUUAUUCCUCGAAUGUGACCCUUUUUUUCUUUUCUUUUGUUUACGUUUCUGUAUAAAUUUACGUAUUUUUUUCGCGCACGUCUUCAAAACUUGUUACAUAUAUAUUCGUUCUUGAUAUGAAUUAAUAAAUGCAAAA